Molecule: messenger RNA, 5822 nt
Organism: Pangasianodon hypophthalmus (striped catfish)
Lineage: Eukaryota; Metazoa; Chordata; Actinopteri; Siluriformes; Pangasiidae
Gene: lrig1
Product: leucine-rich repeats and immunoglobulin-like domains 1
Exons: 18
Coding region: 1031-4066 (1011 amino acids)
Molecular function (GO): protein binding
Source: RefSeq, a predicted model, not a curated record
AGUCCGAGGCUUCCAACGUGGGGCGAGAGUGCGUCCUGCGAAAAAGAAAAGGGGGAAAGUAAAGACAGAUAGGGGAGGAAAAAAGAGAUCUGCCCUUAAGAUCAGAAGUGAAAGGAGAAGCGUUAAAUAAUCGGAUCGCUUGGAUUUUGUCUGUUUUGAUAAGAUCCUGCUGAUAAGAAGCUUCACCGGUUUCUACAGUCGCAGAGCCUGGAAAGUUACAGCAGCUUUUCCACCCAGACGCGCUUGUUGUUGUUGUUGUUGUUGUUUAUUUUAAACAUAUUUGCACCAAACACAGCAGAGAGAGAGAGAGGGAGAGAGAGAGAGAGAGAAGGGGAGAGAGAGAGAGAGUAUUUCGGGAAAGGAAAACAAGUUGUUUAAUCGUCCAGUGAAGACUGCAGCCUGAACAUGUCUCCAUGGAGUCCGAGCACAAGAUUUCUUCCAGUUUUCUUCUGGACGCACGUUACAGCGACGUCAGCGACAAAAUAACCCGGAUUUCUGCCCGCUUCUGACAUUCUGUGUUUGUGGGAUCUUUUUUUUAAAACCUUUUCUUCUAACGAUUUAUUCGGAUCGGAUCCAAAAUAGUCAAUCCAACUGCUCGGGGCGCGCGCGCACACACACACACACACACACACACACACACACACACAUCUCAUUCUCAACCUUUUAAGGACAACAGCUUUGGACUUGCUCUCCGCUUUGGCUUUGGUGCCGCAAAACUUUCUUGAGUUGUUUGCAAUCUUUUAACAUUUUAACUUUUUGUUUCACUUUAGUUUUUGAUUUUAUUUAAAACACACUCUCACACACACACACACUAAACUUUGUGCGCGGACUUGAAGGUGUGAAACCAGGACCUGUGUAAUAUUUUUUAUUUAUUGCUUCCCAUAAAAUAACACAACACACAACACAUUCAUGAUGCCUUUUCCGCAUCCAGACGACGCAACGGAGGACAAAUAAUAAAUAAAAAGCAACCUGACUCGGAAUUGUGGAGAGAUUAGAUCACAACUGAUCCGCCGAUAGAAGUGGAUACAAAAUGGCGGCGGCUCUGGGACACAUUUCAUAUUAUGUUUUUUAUUCCCUCGUAACCCUGGAACUGUUCAUCACUCACGGCGCGAGCUCGGAUUUGCCGUGUUCACAAAACUGCACGUGCACUUCAGACACGGCCGACUGCAGCCACCGGAAAUUAACCGAUAUUCCGAAAGAUUUACCGGAUCGGACCGUCUAUCUAAACCUGAGCCACAACAUGCUGACGGCAGUCGAUACGGACAUCCUCUCCAAUCUGCCCAACCUUAAAGAAGUGAGACUGGACCACAAUGAGCUGACAUCAAUCCCCGAGUUUGGCAGCGCCUCGCCAGCCAUCGUCACUCUCCAUCUGCACCAUAAUAAGAUUAGCAGUGUGCAGGGCAGCCGUCUCCGAAACCUCACCCACCUGGAGACUCUGGAUCUAAGUAAUAAUGACAUCAUCGAUGUGAGAGAACACUGCUUCCCCCGUGGCCUCCGUGUCCGAGAGCUGUCGCUCAGCGGUAAUAAAAUUGUACACCUGGAGUUUGGUGCGUUCAGGAACCUGAACGACACUCUGCAGGUCCUGAGGCUCAGCAGGAACCGGCUCACCCAGCUGCCUGUCAAAGGCCUCGAGCUUCCUAGACUAACGCAGCUGGACCUGAGCAGGAACCGGCUGCGCUUGAUCGAAGGCCUGACCUUCCAGGGUCUCUCCAGCCUGGAGGUGUUGAAGCUCCAGAGGAACAACAUCAGCAAACUCACAGAUGGAGCGUUCUUCGGUCUUGCACGCAUGAGAACCCUCCAUUUGGACUAUAACAGUCUGAAAGAGGUGAACAGUGGCUCUCUGUACGGCCUCCAGUCUUUGCUACACCUCCAUCUGUCCAACAACUCCAUCUCAAGCUUCAACCCUGAGGGAUGGCGGUUCUGCGAGAGGCUGCGAGAGCUGCAUCUGGGCCAUAACAACUUGACGAAGCUGGCCGAGGGCAGUUUUGUUAAGUUAGCCAACUUACAGACUCUUCAGCUGAGCCACAACUCUAUCAGCUAUAUAGCAGAGGGAGCUUUCAGAGGUCUCAGCUCCUUACGCGUACUGGAGCUUGACCACAAUGACAUUUCUGGAACAAUCGAGGACACCAGCGGUGCCUUUACAGGCCUGAAGAAACUCCGGAAGCUGACGCUGUUCGGAAACAGGAUCAAGUCUGUGGCCAAGAAAGCCUUCUCAGGCCUGGAAGCCCUCGAGCACCUAAACCUGGGCGGAAAUGCCAUCCUCUCCAUUCUACCAGACGCCUUCAACAAUAUGAAGAACCUCCGCACCCUGGAGAUCUUGAGUGAUAGUUUCCUGUGCGAUUGCCAGCUGCACUGGUUUCCUGAGUGGGUGGUGGCGCGAGAGCUACAGGCUGGCGUCCACGCCACGUGCGCACACCCUGAGAGCCUGAAGGGCACCAGCAUCUUCCAGGCUCCAGCACAGAGCUUCGUUUGUGACGACCUGCCCAAACCUCAGAUCACGGUUCACCCCACGUCCACGGCUGGUGUGUUAGGGAAAGACGUGCGUUUAACGUGCAUGGCGGUAAGCAGCAGCAGCUCACCCAUGACCUUCACAUGGCGGAAAGACCAGGAGCCACUGCCUCAAGCCCACGUGGAGAAUUUUGCCCACUCCACCGCCAGAGACGGAGCAGGAAUCAUGGAGUACACAACCGUCCUCCAUCUGCGCAAUGUCAAGUUUGAGGAUGAGGGCCGCUACCAGUGCGUCAUCUCCAAUCACUUCGGCUCCACCUACUCCAACAAGGCGCGCCUCAGCAUCAGUGUACUGCCUUCGUUUGUGAAGACCCCACGUGACCUCACCAUCCGGGCUGGCGCGAAGGCUCGUCUGGAGUGUGCGGCAAAAGGUUAUCCACCUCCACAGGUUGCUUGGCAGAAAGACGGUGGCACAGAUUUCCCGGCAGCCCGUGAGCGGCGCAUGGAGGUGAUGCCCGACGAUGAUGUGUUCUUCAUAAUGCACGUGAAGCCCGAGGACAUGGGUGUGUACAGCUGCACAGCCAAAAACACAGCAGGCAUGAUCUCCGCCAAUGUCACGCUCACCGUGCUGGAAAUGCCCCAUCUGCUGCAGGGGAUGGAGGACCGCAGUGUGGUGCUGGGUGAGGCAGUGGCGCUGCAGUGUAAGGCCGUAGGUAGCCCUCCUCCACGUAUCUCAUGGCUGCGUGGUGGCGAGCCACUGCAGCCCAGCGAGCGCCACCACUUCACCCACGCCAACCAGCUUUUGGUGAUCAGCAGCACCACACUGGAGGACGCUGGCCGCUACACUUGUGUCAUGUCCAACCCUCUGGGCACGGAGCGCGCCCAGUGCAGCUUGACCGUGAUCCAGCGUCCCGGUGCCAACUGCCACGUGAACACCAGCUCUGGGGCCGUCACCGUAGGCAUUGUCGUGAUCGCCGUGGUGACGAGUGUCGUGGCGACCUCUUUGGUGUGGGUGUGCAUCAUCUACCAGACGAGGAAGAAGAGCGAGGAGUGCAGCGUCAACACGGAUGAGACCAUCGUUCCUCCUGAUGUCCCAAGCUACCUGUCCUCGCAGGGGACACUAUCUGAGAGGCAGGACGUGUGCAUAAGAGUAGAGUCCAGCGGAGGAUCCCAGCCAAUUGGCCACACACACAGCAACGGAGGUUUUGAUGUUCCAGUCCUGUGUACUGACUGCAUGGAAAACAGCAGCAGUUACUCCAGGCCAUCAGACUACUUCUGCCAGGGCCUUACGCCUCCUGCAGGCAUGGAGUACCAGCAGAUGCACCCUCCAUCGACCUUCACUAGCCAUAAGAUGGGUGAGGGGCACUGUAACGGCACGCCCAACGGAGUCAGGAGGGAGGUGACGCCGACGUCGCAGAAGAAACACGGAGAUAGAAAAGUUUCAGGAUCUCCUGCCAGCAGGACGGGAACGUCAUCUCCGAGCGAGAGCCACCAUCGGCCAGUAAAGCCGACCUCGAUUCCCUCCACCUGCACGGACGCUGAGCUCACAAAGACUCUAUUACCCAAUGGCCACACACAGUCGAGUGAGACCGCCCCCCUCAGGCCGGCUAGUGACUAGCACCUCGUGGAAUACCAAGCGAAGACUUUCGUAUUGAUAUUUUUGUAUCCUGUUUGCACUGUGAACUGCUACCUCACACCGAGGGGCGCACAUGGAGCUCGUCCUGCAUCUGAUCGCAGAGACUAGGCGUCCGGGUUUGAAGGCGAAGCUUGAACAGGGGGCCGUUCGUGUCCCAGUUCGAGCGUUACACCUGUAUAUAGUGUUUAAAUCCUCCUCAGGGAGGCUUCGUUCACCGCUGCAAAAAAAAAAAAAAUGUGACUUGCAUUUGAAGCAUGUUAAUGUAGGGAAUAUUGUAUGAUACAACAGAGUGCUAUAAUGUUGGACUUUAAAUUGUACAUAAGAGUUUUCAUAUAUAUCUAUAUCUAUAUUAUUAUUAUAUAACUUUUACAGAAGAGUAUUUGAAUCUAUUCUGUGCAUGGUCCGAUCAGAGUGAUGCUAUUUUUCCUCUCUUUUUAUAAACCUCCCAGCCCUGGUGCCUUACAGCAUGAACAAAGAAUCUGCGAGUCUGUCGUGUGUCUCUCAGGACGAGACUCUUCUCUUUCGUGAAAUGGAAAUGUUUUCCUGCACUUGAAAUUGAGAUAAACACUAUAAUCUCCAGCUACGGCCUUAUCAUACGGUUCAUAUUUGUUGCUCUUGAAUAAAAGAAACUGUUUAGGCCCAGUAUGGUACAAUAAGAUCGAGGGUGGGUGAAGAAAUGCAAAUCAGCACUUUGGUAGUAAUAUUGUGAGAUUUAACACCAUUCUCAAGAUUUAAAUGUGUAGGAAGGAUGAAAUUUUCACACUUUUUCACUAGAGUAAAUACUGAACUCAAACAGAAAUGCUUAAGCAGCCUAUUUCACAAUUCCACAGGUGAGACCUACUAACUGUGGAGGUUAAAACUGUAAUUUUCAUCAUUUGCACAGCCUUAAAUCUGGGGGGAGCAAAAGAAAAGAUUCAGCUCUUCCAUUUGCUAAAGGUACCAAAUGCAAGUAGUUAGCCAGUGGUACAUAUAAACUGUACUACUCUGGUUCAUUUUUUAAUUGACUACAUUUUAUAACACCAUUGAGGGAAGCAAUGUGAAUGUGGACACCUCAGAAGAAAAGAAAAAUUACUAAAAUGUGUGCUAACAACAGAGCAUUGUUAGAAAUUUCUUAGCGCACAACAAAAGGGAUGAAGAUAAACUUUACUUACACAAGGAAAGGGCAUCAUUAUGUGUUAGCUGGUGUUCAGGUGUUUUUUCAAUGUCUACGCACAGGGAAUGGCCAGUAUCUUCAGUAAACACCAUUAGAUAAUGCUACGUCAACGUUACUAAACGCCUCAUUAGCUAAUGCUAACUCUAGCCUCUUUAAACCAAAUAAUAGGUACUAAGCAAAUAACUCAAAUCUGUGAGGCUUUUUAAGCCUACCCGUUUUGCUUGUUUUUUUUUUUUCCUCCCCACAGAAACCAAACUGAGGGAAUAAUUUUUUUCUGUAGGAGUUAGCUAGCUAUGUUACAGCAAUUCUGUCACUCUGUUACCUAACUAACUGGUUUACACAGCUAGAUUUUAGCUAACCGGCUAACUCGGAAUGAAGAGAAAAAAUCUUUGCUUCUUAAUCUUCUCAGAUAUACAAAAAGGUUUUACCUGCUAAUUUCCAUUGCUCAUGUGGCAUAGCAGACUUCUUCACCUUCCUUUCAGAUUAAUUUAUUGAAAUGAACUCAUACGGCUGUACAUUUGCAAUGCUGAAAAUGUUGACGUGUGGCAAGUUGACAUGUCUAUUAAAAUCACAUUUGCUCUUUGA